GCGAACCAACACGAACUGGAUGCUCUUAAUGAUAUAUCUAGUCACAUUAUCGAAAAAGCCCACCAGAUUGAGAGUGAUAAAAUUAAUAAGGAAAGUAUCGAACUAAACGCCAGUUGGACUAGUGAGACAAGUCUUUUGGAAAAUCUACACGAAAAUUUGAUUCAAUUGCGGGAACAGUGGGUUCAAUUGGAAGAUAUUCUCCAAGAGCUGGAAACAAAGUCGAAUAAUUUGCUGGAGAAGGACAAGAAUUUGGAUUUAACCGUGCAAUCGAAAGAGAAUCUGUUGUCUAAGAAUCUAUUAGUCCAGAAUUUGUUAGAUGACAAAUCCGUCCUUGGUCAGUUGAACGGAAAAGCUAAUUCAUUAGCUAAAACUUUGAUCGAAGCUCUAAGGGAACAACAACUGUCACCGCAUACAUUGGAGGAAAAAUUAAACCAUUUGAAUCAAAUCGACUCUAGGUUGGCUGAAAAUUUGAAAAUAAAACAACGACACAUAAGACAGAAAAUAGAAGACUUGCAGCAUUUCUCCGAGCAAAUUUCAACCCUUACUGCAUCUGCUCAAGCGUUGUUGGCAAAUCUUAAGGAAAUAAAUCCUUUUGAUGAACGGUUAUUCCAAACAGAAAAGAAGCUACUAUCGUGCAAAUCAAAGGCAAAUGAGUACUCAGAUCAAGCAAUUCAAAUUUCUAAGCACAUAGACGACAAGUAUUUAGCUACUCAGGAGUUCAUUCCUGUUGAUUUAGAGGAGAAAAGAAAAGCAUUGGAAGCAUUGCUUGCCAACAUUUCUGACACCAUGGAAGAAUACAACUGCAAAUACCGAAAAGCCAAGGAAGUCCGAACAGACUACUUUGUAGUGUAUGAUAAAAUCAAAACCUGGAUAGAAAAUGCAGAACUGACCAUGAGUAAUCACAACAUCGAUCCCAGUGAAUUAAAGACAAAACUAGUCCAACUAAUACACGAUUGUAAGGAUGUACGGCUAGCGUAUGAACAACUAGUGUACAAUGGUAGUGAAAUAAUCAAAAACUGUUCGGACAGCAAUGAUCAGAGAGCGAUGCAAGCUGAUGUGGAUCAAAUAUCCUUUGAACUCACAAAAACAAUUCAGCUUGUUGAGGAAAAGAACCAGACGGUUGACCAAAUUCUCGGAAACUGGGCUAAUUUCAUGAGAGUUUAUCAACUGGUUGUCGACUGGUCAGUUAAACUGCGCACACUUUUGAAUCGAAAACUGCAACUCAAUUCACUCCAAGAAGCCCAAUUAGCUCGCCAAGAUUAUGCGAGCGCAGUAUCUAGUCUGACUGAUGUAUCGCAAAACUUAAGCGAAAUGAAUCACGAAUUCGAUAAAAUAAACGAAGUAUGUUCGACCGGAUAUUUGAAAAAUAAAUUACACGAAGCCGAGACACUCAAAAUCGACAUCGAAACCGUCCUAUUCGAAAGGAAUUUGUUCCUACAUGAAACUACAGAAGAGUGGCAGCAGUUUGAGCACAAAAUAAAGAGUGUAAGAGAAUGGAUACAAGGCGGUUACCAUUCUCUAAACUCUCCAGAACUGAAAAAUAAACCAUUACGUGAUCAACUGAGAAUUCUUGAACAAAUGCUUGCUGACAUUUCGGCACAAAAAAUCAAAGUCAAUAUGUCACUUGAGAAAUUACAGGUCCAUUUCCAUUCGGAAGUCGUAUACUCCGAUAACCCUAACAUAGUGCAUAGUGGACGUACUGUUAUUGAAGAUCUCGAUAAGCUUAACAGAGAUGUGUUCCAAACCACGCAAAACUUGGACAAAGCGUUAGUACAAAUCGACGAGUGUCAAAGUGAAAUGCAAACAAUACGGCAACGUAUUGUGCAAGAAGAGCAGCAGCUUCGGAAUAUUUUAUCACCACUACAUCAGUCAUGCGAUAGUGAUAAGAAUGAACAGGAACUUCCGAUAACCUGGACGCAUGGUAUUGAUGAAACUGCUCAACAACAUGAGAUCUAUGACCCAAUGGUGCAUCAGAAUAUAACACGCCAAACAGAGUUCGGAAUUCCACAUCAAUUUUUAAUGUCGACGCACACAAUGUCAACAGAAAAUAACAGUGCAAAUGUAUCUUCCUACGAGUCUUCAAACAUGAAGCCAAACGUAAUAUCGGUUUGGAACAAUUCAGAACGUACGUAUGCUGAAGUAGUUGCGGGCCUACAGAGACAACGAAACGCUCAAAUUCAACGCAAUGCUAUUGAACUCCGUUCUCACAAAAAUCUAUCUGUCAGUCAAACGACCGAUGCUUCCGAUAAAACUGAAACAGCCAUCAACUAUGAGCGCAUGGAACUAUAUGAUGACCCUAACAUACAGAGUGUACCACGUGAGCCACUACGAGGCAAGAAGGACAAAUCAACUAUUGACAUUAAAAGAAAAUCUAAACCUAAACAAACAGCUGUUCAUUCAUCAUCUAUCAAAAAGAGUAACAACAUUGAGAAAACGGGAAACUUCAUUCUCACCGAAGCAGCAAAUACAGCAAAGCCUGAUAAUCACAACAUUGUUGAAAUGCCUCAGAUUAUUGGGAACACAAAAGGCAUUACAACCGAGUAUAAAACGGACAGGGAUCCAACUAUCAAAAAGGAGUCUGCUGGAAAAACAUACGCAGAUGUGCUUAAGGAUUUAGCUUCCAGAAAGCAGAGUGCAUCCUACAAUUUGCCACAGUUUGACUCAUCGAUUGGCGUUCUACAAACUACCAUCUCCAGUACAAUACCACCGAGCUUAAAUGUUGCAAUCGCUGAGCGUGACAAACAAUCCGAUAAGACAGAUCAAGUGCUACCUUCGUCGCAACGUAAACGCAAACCUAAGGAUUAUUUCAAACCUCCUCAGUCUUUAACUGGUCGAAAGAAAGUUAAUACUAAAUUUCAAUCAACUCAGGGUCAUGCUCAUGAUGACACUAGAUCCAGUGUAAAAACAGAAAGUCUGAACAUUAGAAAUGAAUCGGUAGAUUUGCAUUUUACUCAAUAUGCGACCACCUCCAAACCAGCAGAAAGUGAAAGCAAAACGUUCAUGUCCGAGAUAGAAUUUACCGACGAGCUUAAGCUUAUCAGUGCAGAUAAAAAUUGUGAAUCAGAAGACAACAUUAGGUCAGCAAAUCUUAGUCAUGAUGUUAUAUCACCCGGCAUUACUGAAUCAAGUGACGUAAUUGCACGCAAAAAGAUAAAGAAAAGAAAAACAAAGAAGAACACUGUAGCUGAUCAUUAUGGUGAAAACUUGCCUGAACCCACUGCGAGUAAUAUUCAGAAUGUUCAACCAACAGUGGACGCGAAUUCCAUUAUUUUCAAGUCUGAACCGAAAUCGCUAAAGAUCGAAACAGCGAGUUGUACUUCCGAAACAAUACCAGAAGCUCAAGAAAAAUCAACCAACGCUUCUACAAUGGUUACCACUGUUGAAAUUAUUGCCAACUCAGAAUUAGAAAAUCAAAAGAAGCCCGAUCAAAAACGGAAAAUGAUGAAGGUUGAGAAAAUCAGGAAAUCAAAUUCAUCAAAAGUAUCCGCUAUGUUACAAUUACAAAGUGCCGAAUUUGAGCAAGAACUAAAUGAAAGUAGAAGAAACGAUUUUCCUAUUUCACAACGUAUAGAUGAUUGUUCAACUGUAGCAGAAGCUACUGCGGAAAAUAUAACUGAUGGAUUCAAAAGUAGUCUUGUUUUCGACGAAUAUGACUUUUUAAAUACGGCUAAUAGUUCAUCAUCGAUCACAACUGAUUAUGAAAAUGAAACAUCAUUAUCAGAAAAAGAACCACCGAGUGACAUGGAUACUGUUAGCUCAGGAAAAGUGGACAGUAAAUCCGAGAUUAGUGAAACAAUAUCGUCACUACUACUAGUAUCUAACAAUAGAGUGCAAAAAACACCUGGUGAAUCUGCUGUAAAUGGAAAUGAACAAGAUGACACAUCAAAGAUUGAAAUUUCAUGUGCAAAUUGGCGUGAUAAACGUCAAAAAAUUUCGAUGAUUACACAUGAAGAGUAUCAUUUACAACCAAUCUCAUACAUGAAGUUUGACUUACCAACCAUUACGGCUGAAAGAAUUACUAAAAGCGACAUUAACAGCCAAAUUCAAGAUCAAUUUAAUGUUGAACAUAUUUUCCAAGAAGCACCAGAUAUGCAAAUUGAAGAAGCUGUUUGCUUGGAGCCUUCGCACAAAGAUGAAGUGUUUGUUGCAACAGAGGUAUCCGUACUUGAUUCCGUUACUGAUACAUCUGUUCAAUCCAAAUCGACAGCAGUGCUUGUUAAACAAUCAUCAACUUCAGAACCAAGAAAUGAAUUGGAUACAUCGUUCAAUAGUGAAGUAGAAUGUUUUAUGGCUUCAGGUGAUACUGGAACUCAUUUUUCAACAACUACUUCCAAUGUUAUCUAUAAAACAACCACUAUCCUAUAUGAAUCUUCAUCUGAACAACAAGUUAUUGAUGAACACUAUACACAACCAGUGAUAUUUGAACAACGAUCAAACGAGAUGGAAAAACAUCAAAAAGAUUUCACUUUGAACGAAGAAUCCAAUCAGCGAACGGAAGUCGUAUUUCAAACAUCUAAUGAAAUAAUAGAAAGCUGCUCUUCAAUGGCUUUGGAACACGCUUCAAGUGCCGACACUGAUGAAGAGAAAACUCUCAGAAUCAUGAGAGAAGAGUCAUUCAACCAGAAUGCAAAUAAUCAGCAAGACUUAACGACUCCAGUGAAAUUGGUUGAAGGCAAUGAAAAUGAACUGAAUAUCGCAGAAAACGUGACAUCCAUCAAAGAAAUCAAGCUAAAAAGCACUGCAACAGUCAGUUCCCUGUCAGAAAAAACAGCUUUCACAAAGCAAGAUCACAUUUUAGAAACAAGAAAUGUAGAAGACAAUGUUGACAUGCAAACAGAUGCUGUACCAAAAGUGGAGGAUAACAUCGAGGAAGAGUUUGGUUCACUGGAUAAAUUAAUUCCAAAAGAUUAUGUUGAAGUAUUGUCUAACAAUCAAUCUGCAAUCAAAAAGGAAACAAAUGUGGAACAAUCAGUUACAGAAGAAGAAAAUAUUCUAAUUCAAAUAAGAGAAGAGUCAUUCAAACAGGACGAUUCAAUUGAACUUGCUGAAAAAAACCAGAAUAAUGAUCAAAACACGGCAUCAUCUAAAGAAAUGAUAAUUAUACCCACCACAUUAGAGGUACGUAGUGAGCAGGUUUGCACGGAUGAAGUCAUGCCUAUGACAGAAACAACAGAAACAAGUAAUGAUGAAAAGAAAAUAGAUACUGUACCAACAAUGAAGGAUAACAUCGAAGAACAGAUCAACUCACAAGAUGGACAAGAUUAUAUUGAAGCAGGGCCAAGCGAUCAAUUUGAAAUCAAUGAAGAGAAUAUUCUAAUUCAAAUGAGAGAAGAGUCAUUCAAACAGGAUGAAUCUACAAAUAAUCUGGAAGACACAGAUAUAUCGAACGUUGCAAAUUUAAUCCAAGCUGUCAAAAGCAAGGAUAAAUAUCAGAACGACGAAGAAAGCGUAGUAUCAAUAGUAGACACCAAAAUAAUAAGCACUGCAUCAGAGGAAAGUAUUGGGCAAGUUAGCAUGGGCGAAGUCGUUUCAUUGACAGAAACAGUAGCUGUUACAAAGCAAGAUCAGUGUUUGGAUGCUAGUGAAGCAAUAAGUAAUGUUGAAAAGGGAAAAAUGCAGGAGAACAUCGAAAAAGAAUCACAGGAUGGAUUCAUCCAGAAAGAUGGCAUCGAAGAAUUGUCAAGAGAUCCAGCAAUAAUCCAUGAAGAAAAUGUUUUAAUUAAAUCUGUACCAGAUGAGGAGGACAUCCUGGUUCAGAUAAGAGGAGAGUCAUUUGAAUAUGAACAGUCAGCUUAUAAUGCGGAUGAUACUAAAAUAUUGGAAAACAUUGCACAUUCUGUCAAACUGAUUGAUAACAAACAAAAUGAACAAAAAGUCGCAGAAAACGUCACAUCACUUAUAGAAAACAAAAUAAUAAGCACUAAAUUAGAGGAAAGUAUGGACCAAGCUAACACGCAUGGCAUCAUCCUUACGUCAGAAGCAGCUGAUUUUACUCCAGAUCAAUAUUUGGAGGUACACGAUUCUUUAUGCAACGUCGAAACAGAUGCUGUACCAAGCAUAGAGGAUAAUAUUGGAAAAGAACAUGGCUCACAAGAUGGAUUGAUUCCGAAAGAUGAUAUCAAAGCAAUCUCAAGCGAUCAUCGUACAAUAAACGAGGGAAACAUAGUGACUCAAACUGUAACAAAUGAAGAGCAAAUACUAAUUCAAAUGAUAGAAGAGUCAUUCAAAAAGGAUGUUUCUACAGAUAACCAGAAAUAUGCUGCAAUGUUGGAAAACGUUGAUAGCAUGGAAAAUGAACAGAAAACUGAAGAUAACGUAACAUCAUUGGUAGAAAACAAAAUAAUAAGCACUGCAACAGUGGAACAGGCUAGCGUAGAAGAAGUCAUUCUUAGAUCAGAAACAGCAACUGUUACAAAGCCAGAUCAAUGUUGGGACGAAAGUGAUACGUUGAGUAAGGUUGCAAAAGAAUCCGAGGUUGUACCUAAAAUAGAGCAUAACAUCAAAGAAGAGAAUUAUUCACAAGAUGAGUUGAUCCCUAAAGACAAAACCGAAGGAUUGUCAAGCGAUCAACCUGUAAUCAUCGACGAACAAAUUUUAAUUAAAUCGAUACCAGGUGAAGAGGACAUCCUAGGUCAGAUGAGAGAAGAGUCAAUCAAAGAGGGAAGGUCUACAAGUAAUGAUGAUGAUACUGAAAUAUUGGAAAACAUUGCAGAUCCAGUUGAACUAGAUGAUAAGACAGGAAAUUAUCAGACUAUGGCAGACAACGCGACAUCAUUUACUGAAAACAAAACAACUAUCACUGAAUUUGAAGAAUGUACGCAAGCAAGUACGAAUGUAAUAAUUUCUAGGAUAGAAACAGCGAGUUCUAUGAGGUCAGAAGAAAUAAUGAGCAUUACAUUAAAGGAAUGCGUUGGGCAAGUAAGCAUGAAAGAUACUAUCGGAGAUGGUUUUGAUUCACAAGAUGCGCUCAUCCCUAAAGAUGAUAUCAAAGCAUUGUCAACUGAUCAACCUGUGAUCAUUGAGAAACAUAUUUUAAUUCAAUCCGCACCAGACGAAGAGGAUAUUUUAAUUCAGAUCAGAGAACAGUCGUACGAACAGGAAAAAUCUGCAAAUAACCAGAAAGAUAUUGAAAUAUUGGAAAACAUAGCAGAGUCAGUUGAACUUGUUGAUAAGACAGGAAAUGAUCACAAGCUCACAGACAUCGUGACGCCAUUUAAAAAAAUCGAAAUUACAAGCAAUACACUCGAGGAAUGCAUUGCACAGGCUAACAUGGACGACGUAAUUCCUAAGACAGAAACAGAAGCUAUUACAAAGUCAGAUCACAUUACAGAAACAAUUACGGAACGUAAUGUUGCAAAGAAUACAGAUUUUGUACUGAAAAUGGAGGAAAACAUUGAACUAGCGACAGGUGAUGAAUGUAUACCCAAAGAUUAUAUUGCGGCAUUACCAAGUGAUCAAUUAACUGUAAUAUCAGAAGAAAUUACUCUAGUUCAAAUUAGAGAAGAGUCAUUCAAGCAUGAAGAAUUUUCAAAUAAUCUGGCAGUCUCUGAAAUAUUGGCUAACGUUCCAGAUUCAAUCGGACUUGUUGAAAGGAUGGAUCAGAAGAUUACAGACAAUGAGACAACAUACACAGAAGAACGCUCUGAGCAGGUUAGCACGGACGAUGUCCUUUCUAGGAUAGAAACAGCAACGAAUACAAAGGUAUAUCAAUCGUCGGACGUAAGUAAUACGUUAAGAAAUGUCGAAAAGGAAUCAGAGGAUGUACCAAAAAUAAAGGAUAUCAUCGGUAAAGUGCAUGGUUUACAAGAAGAUGGAUUCAUCCCGAAAGAUAACAGCGAAACAUUGCCAAGUGAUCAACUAGCAACCAUUGAGGAACAUGUUCCAAUUCAAUCUGUUCCUGAGGAAGAGGACAUUUUGGUUCAGAUGAGAGAACAGUCAUUCAAACAGGAAAGAUCUAUAAACAAUGAGGACGACAUUGGAAUAUUGGUUGAUGCUCAUCAAAAACCUUCUAGCGAAAAACCUUCUGAUGACGAAGCAAAACAACGUUAUUUAGCUAAAAAAGCCCAAAGAAAAGAUAAACAAGUGUUGAAAGAAUGCCGUGGUACAAAACCUGAUACAAGUGAAGCAUUGAAUUCUCCAGAAGAAGUUAAGAAUGCUUCAGAAAUUGUGGCGCAAAACAGUUCAAUUGAUGUAUGGAAAUCUGGGCCAUUAUAUUCCGAAGUAGUUACAGGAAAUUUAGGUCGAAAGCACAAAACUAGUAAUGAGUAUAAUCUUUCAAGUAAUCAGGUUGACGAUGAACCAUUGGAAAACCCUGCAGAUCAAGUUGAUAUUGUUGAUAACACAGGAAACAAUGUGACAUCAUUUACAGAAAUCAAAAUAAUAACCACUACAUUAGAACAACGUAUUGAGCAGGCUAGCAUGGACGAAGUCAUUCUCAGUAGGCCAGAAACAACAAUUUUCACAAAACCAGCUCAAUGUUCGGAUGAAACUGAUAAGUUGAGUACUACUGAAAAGGGAGCAGACGCCGUACCAAAAAUGAACGAUAACGUCAGAGAAGAGCAUGAUCCACAAGAUGGAUUUAUCGAUAAAUAUGGCAUCCAAUUGUUAAGCGAUCAACCUGUGGUUAUUGAGGAAAAUAUAUCAAUUCCACCUGUAUCAGACGAGGAGGAAAUCUUGAUUAAGAUGAGCGAAGAUUCAUUUAAACAAGAAACGCCUCAAAAUAAUGUGGAAGACAUUUAUAUAUUGGAUAAGGUUGCAGAUCCAGUUCAACUUGCCGAUAACAAAGAAAAAGAACAGAAUCUAACUGGCACGGCAACAUUUACAGAACACAAAAUGAUGAGCAUCACACUAGCGGAAUGUGUUGAGCAGGCUAGCACAGACAAAUUCGAUAAAUCUUCAGGAAAAACAGCUUUGAUACAUCAAGAUCAAAGUUCGGACGUACACGAUGCGUUAAGUCAUGUUGGAAAGAAAACAGACAAUGUACCAAAAAUGGAGGAAAACAUCACAGACCUCACUUCACUGGAUACAUCCAUUCCUGAAGAUGAUUUUGAAACAUUGCCAAGCGAUCAACCCAUAGCCAAUGAGGAAAUAAUGUCAACUGAAUCUGUAAUAGAAGAAGAAAACAUUCUAAGUCAGAUGCGAGAAGAAUCAUUCAAACAGGAUGAAACUAUAAACAACCAGGAAGCUACUGAAAUGCAAGAAAACGUGGCCAAGCUUGGUGAUGACAUUGAUCAAGAACAGGGUAUCGAAGACAGUGCAACAUCAUUUACAGAUAUCAAUAUAUUAAGCACAUCAUCAGAAACAUGUAUUGGGCAGCCUAGCAUGGUCGAACUUAGCCCCAGAUCAGUACCAGCAGAUUUAACAAAGGUAGAUCAAAGUUUAUAUGCAAGUGAUAAUUUGGAUAAUGUUGCAACGGAAACAAAUGCUGUACCAAAAAUUGAGGAUAACAUUAAAGCAUUAUCAAGCAUCAAGCCUGUUAUCAAAGACGACAAUAUUUUAGCUCAAUCUGUACCAGCCGAAGAGGACAUCUUGACUGAGAUGAGAGAAGAUUCAUUCAAACAGGAAAGGUCGUCAAAUAAUCUGGAAAAUACUGAAACAUUGGAAAACGUUGGACAACCAUUACGGACAAACCUUAUCAAUAACGAUGAUAAUGAACAGAAUCUAGUUGACGUAGCAUCACUCACAGAACACAACAUGGUUAGCACUACAUUAGAUGAUUGUAUUGUGCAGCCUAGCAUCGAUGAAUUUGUUCCCCGCUUAGAAAAGACAGCUUUAACCAAGCAAGAUCUAAGGAAACCGGAGGAUAAAAUGCAAGAUGCAAAAUGCAGUAUUGCACAAGCAAACGAUAUCAAUGUUGCUCCUGCUGGUAAUAGUUACAAGAACGAGAAACAAUUACUCCAUGAGUACUGGAAAUAUCAUGAUGCUGAAAUGUUGCAUAACACAUAUAAAACAUCCAUUGAUGCCAGCAAAGACGUCAUCAUGCAUCUGGCACAUAUGAAAGAUGUACCUGUAGAGGAUACAAAACAGUCAGCAUCACCACAUAUGGAUGAACCAUCGGAAGUAACAACAACAGAGAAUGUAACUCUUGUAUUCCAAGUGGAAAGGAUUGAGAGCGAACAUGGUUUAUUGAAAUCGGAAAAUGUACAACUAAAUGAGCAGUUUGAACAAAUCAUUAAAAAUACCUCAGCCAUUGAAAGGAAAAACACGUUGGCUUCUACUGUUGAUGUACUUGUUGAGAAAGUGAACCGCGCAGAUAGUUGUAAACAUGAAGAAAGGACACCUUAUGAUUACUGGAAAUAUCAUGAUGCUGAAAUGCUCUACUACACGCAUUGUAGUCACAAGUCUUCUUGGACCGAUAUCACGGAAAAAGACAGUUUGAUACCUGUUGGCAAGCUCACCAAAAAUAUGGAAUUUGAUGAAAUGUCCGAGCGGCAAACAAUAACCAUUACUGAAAGAGAAUCGACUAAAACUGAUUUAGACGUACACAUUGAUUCAGUGCAUGCAUCCAAAAAAAUCACCCAAAAACAAGAAACGCACCACGUACAUUCUGCAGAUGCAACCGAAUUAACUUCUGCUUCUACUAUUGAUACACAAGGGGAUCGUGUGGCUAGUUAUGAAUAUGAGAACCAAUUCCCUCAUGACUAUUGGAAAUAUCAUGAUGUGGAAAAGUUGCAUAUCAAACAAAAAACAUUAAAUAAUAUCGAAAACUCACACCUACCAUUGCUCGAAUCAAAGACUUUGACCGACAUCAAGCAAAAAGAUGUUGAAAAUCAAUCCACCAUUGUAGAGACUGACUACUUGUCGCUUUUAAGUACCUGUGAUUCUAGAAGUUCUGUAUCCGAUAGUAAGUUCUCAAAUGACAUACAAUUGGAUGAAAUAGCAGCUCUUAAUAGAACAGAAAGAUCGCAAAAUGAUUUAGAUGAAAGCAUUGCCCCAAGGCCAGCAGCCAGAGAUGCAUCAACAUAUGUGGGAGAAGUGACUCAGCUCGUUGUUAAUGAAGAAAUUCUAUUGAAAUCGGAAAAUGAUCAUCCAAACGAACAAAAGUUGCAGUGGGUUACCGAUAACACUAACAAUGACAUUAUCGAACGUAUGGACAGUUAUAAAUACGAAAAACAAGUAGUCCAUGACUACAGUAAAUAUCAUGAUGCUGAGCUACUAUUCAAUACACACAAAACAUUGAUAGAUGCCGAAAGCACUCAUCACCCAUUGUACGAAUCAAAACCUUUGACCAGUAUCGUGCAAAAAGAUAGCGAACAUAAAUCUUCAGAAGAUAACGUCAAAUCCUUACAUCAUUCUACUGAGUCUGAUCUUUGCCUAACAUCAGAAUAUGAAACCGAAAUGAUAAUGACUUUACAAACUAUUGCUAACGACAGUUUCCACUACUAUCCUGAAAUGAUAGAAGCAGAGAAAAAAUAUUAUGAAUUGAAAAGUAAAACAGAUACGGAAAUAUUCACAACAGAAAAUAAGCAAAAUGAUGCUGAUGCUUCAUUGCAAGUGCACAACAUAGGAGUAGGGUAUAGUUCACAAGAUAAUUUAAUUCCGGAAGAUGACAUUCAGGAUAUCGUUGGAAGAGAACAUGGCCCGCAAGAUCAAUUCACCCCGAAAGAUAACAUGGAAAUAUUGUCAAGCGAUCAACCUGUAACCAUUGAGGAACAUAUUUUAAUUCAAUCUGUACCAGAUGAAGAGGACAUUUUAAUUCAGAUGAGAGAAGAGUCAUUCAAACAGGAGAAGUCUUUGAAUAUUAAGGAUUAUACUAAAAUAUUGGUGGAAGAGAAUACUCCAAGUCAAAUGACAGAAGAGUCAUUCAAACAGGAUGAACCUACAAGUAAUCUGGAAGACACUCACAUGUUGACAACCGUUGCAGAUUCUAUCGAAGUUGUUAAAAACAAGCAAGGUGAACAAAAUCUCACAGACAUGGAUGAAGUCAUUCUUACGACAGACACAUCAGUUGUUACAAAACCAGAGCAAUGUUCGGAUGCAAGCAAUACGUUGAGUAAUGUUGUGCAGGAAAAUGAUGCCAUACCAAAACUGGAGGAUAGUAUCGGAACUGACCAUGGCUCACAGGAUGAAUUCAUCUCUAAAGAUAACGUGGAAAUAUUGUCAAGCGAUCAACCUGUAUCCAUUGACGAACAUAUUAUACUUCAAUCGGUACCAGAUGAAGAGGAAAUUUUAAUUCAGAUGAGAGAAGAGUCAUUUAAACAGGAAAGCUCUCUAAAUAUCGAGGAUAAAACUGAAAUAUUGGUGCAAGAGAAUACUCCAAGUCAAAAUACAGAAGAUUCAUUCAAACAAGAUGAACCUACAAUUAUUCUAGGAGACACUAACAUGUUGACAAACGUUGCAGAUUCUGUCGAAGUUGUUGAAAACAAGGAAGGUGAACCGAAUAUCGCAGACAUCGAGACAUCAUUUACAGAAACCAAAAUAAUAAGCGCAGACAUUUUAAUUCAGAUGAGAGAAGAGUCAUUCAAACAGGAGAAGUCUUUACAUAUUGAGGAUUAUACUGAAAUAUUGGUGCAAGAGAAUACUCCAAAUCAAAUGACAGAAGAGUCAUUCAAACAGGAUGAAUCUAAAAUCAAUCUGGAAGACACUCACAUGUUGACAAACGUUGCAGAUUCUAUCGAAGUUGUUGAAAACAAGGAAGUUAAACAAAAUUUCACAGACAUGGAUGAAGUCAUUCUUACAACAGACACACCAGCUGUUACAAAACCAGAGCUAUGUUCGGACGCAAGCGAUACGUUGAGUAAUGUUGCACAGGAAACAAACAAAGAUAACAUGGAAAUAUUGUCAAGCGAUCAACCUGUGUCCAUUGAAGAACAUAUUUUAAUUCAAUCUGUACCAGAUGAAGAGGACAUUUUAAUUCAGAUGAGAGAAGAGUCAUUCAAACAGGAGAAGUCUUUAAAUAUUGAGCAUUAUACUGAAAUAUUGGUGGAAGAGAAUACUCCAAGUCAAAUGACAGAAGAGUCAUUCAAACAGGAUGAACUUACAAUUAAUCUGGAAGACACGCACAUGUUGACAAACGUUGCAGAUUCUAUCGAAGUUGUUAAAAACAAGGAAGGUGAACCGAAUAUCGCAGACGUUGAGACAUCAUUUACAGAAACCAAAAUAAUAAGUGCAGACAUUUUAAUUCAGAUGAGAGAAGAGUCAUUCAAACAGGAGAAGUCUUUACAUAUUGAGGAUUAUAAUGAAAUAUUGGUGGAAGAGAAUACUCCAAGUCAAAUGACAGAAGAGUCAUUCAAACAGGAUGAAUCUAAAAUUAAUCUGGAAGACACGCACAUGUUGACAAACGUUGCAGAUUCUAUCGAACUUGUUAAAAACAAGGAAGGUGAACAAAAUCUCACAGACAUGGAUGAAGUCAUUCUUACGACAGACACACCAGCUGUUACAAAACCAGAGCAAUGUUCGGAUGCAAGCGAAACGUUGAGUAAUGUUGUGCUGGAAACUGAUGCCAUACUAAAACUGGAGGAUAGUAUCGGAAGUGACCUUGGCUCACAGGAUGAAUUCAUCUCUAAAGAUAACGUGGAAAUAUUGUCAAGUGUUCAACCUGUAACCAUUGAGGAACAUGUUAUAAUUCAAUCAGUACCAGAUGAAGAGGACAUUUUAAUUCAGAUGAGAGAAGAGUCAUUCAAACAGGAAAGGUCUCUAAAUAUCGAGGAUCAAACUGAAAUAUUGGUGGAAGAGAAUACUCCAAGUCAAAUGACAGAAGAGUCAUUCAAACAGGAUGAACCUAAAAUUAAUUUGGAAGACACGCACAUGUUGACAACCGUUGCAGAUUCUAUCGAAGUUGUUGAAAACAAGGAAGGUCAACCGAAUCUCGCAGACAUGGAUGAAGUCAUUUUUACAACAGACACACCAGCUGUUACAAAACCAGAGCUAUGUUCGGACGCAAGUGAUACGUUGAGUAAUGUUGUACAGGAAACAAAAGUGGAGGAUAACAUCGGAAGCGAGCAUGGUCCGCAAGAUCAAUUCAUCCCGAAAGAUAACACAUUGUCUAGCGAUCAAUCUGUAACCAUUGAGGAACAUAUUAUAAUUCAAUCAGUACCAGAUGAAGAGGACAUUUUGAUUCAGAUGAGAGAAGAUUCAUUCAAACAAGAAAGGUCUCUAAAUAUCGAGGAUCAAACUGAAAUAUUGGUGGAAGAGAAUACUCCAAGUCAAAAUACAGAAGAUUCAUUCAAACAGGAUGAACCUACAAUUAAUCUGGAAGACACUCACAUGUUGACAAACGUUGCAGAUUCUAUCGAAGUUGUUGAAAACAAGCAAGGUGAACAAAAUCUCACAGACAUAGAUGAAGUCAUUCUUACGACAGACACACCAGCUGUUACAAAACCAGAUAUAUGUUCGGACUCAAGCGAUACGUUGAGUAAUGUUGUGCAGGAAACUGAUGCCAUACCAAAACUGGAGGAUAGUAUCGGAAGUGACCAUGGCUCACAAGAUGAAUUCAUCUCUAAAGAUAACGUGGAAAUAUUGUCAAGCGAUCAACCUGUAACCAUUGAGGAACAUAUUAUAAUUCAAUCGGUACCAAAUGAAGAGGACAUUUUAAUUCAGAUGAGAGAAGAGUCAUUCAAACAGGAAAGGUCUCUAUAUAUCGAGGAUCAAACUGAAAUAUUGGUGGAAGAGAAUACUCCAAGUCAAAAUACAGAAGAUUCAUUCAAACAGGAUGAACCUACAAUUAAUCUGGAAGACACUCACAACGUUGCAGAUUCUAUCGAAGUUGUUGAAAACAAGGAAGGUGAACAAAGUCUCACAGACAUGGAUGCAGUCAUUCCUAAGACAGAAACACCAGCUGUUACAAAACUAGAUCUAUGUUUGGACGCAAGCGAUACGUCGAGUAAUGUUGUAGAAGUAACUGAUGCUGUACCAAAAGUGGAGGAUAUUGUUGGAAGAGAGCAUGGUCCGCAAGAUCAAUUCAUCCCGAAAGAUAACAUGGAAAUAUUGCCAAGCAAUCAACCUGUAACCAUUGAGGAACAUAUUUUAAUUCAAUCUGUACCAGAUGAAGAGGAAAUUUUAAUUCAGAUGAGAGAAGAGUCAUUCAAACCGGAGACGUCUUUAAAUAUUGAGGAUUAUACUGAAAUAUUGGUGGAAGAGAAUACUCCAAGUCAAAAUACAGAAGAUUCAUUCAAACAGGAUGAACCUACAAUUAAUCUGGAAGACAUUCACAUGUUGACAAACGUUCCAGAUUCUAUCGAAGUUGUUGAAAACAAGGAAGGUGAACAAAAUCUCACAGACAUGGAUGAAGUAAUUCUUACGACAGACACACCAGCUGUUACAAAACCAGAUCUAUGUUCGGAUGCAAGCGAUACAUUGAGUAAUGUUGUGCAGGAAACUGAUGCCAUACCAAAACUGGAGGAUAGUAUCGGAAGUGACCAUGGUUCACAGGAUGAAUUCAUCUCUAAAGAUAACAUGGAAAUAUUGUCAAGUGAUCAACCUGUAACCAUUGAGGAACAUAUUAUAAUUCAAUCGGUACCAAAUGAAGAGGACAUUUUAAUUCAGAUGAGAGAAGAGUCAUUCAAACAGGAAAGGUCUCUAUAUAUCGAGGAUCAAACUGAAAUAUUGGUGGAAGAGAAUACUCCAAGUCAAAAUACAGAAGAUUCAUUCAAACAGGAUGAACCUACAAUUAAUCUGGAAGACACUCACAACGUUGCAGAUUCUAUCGAAGUUGUUAAAAACAAGGAAGGUGAACAAAGUCUCACAGACAUGGAUGCAGUCAUUCCUAAGACAGAAACACCAGCUGUUACAAAACUAGAUCUAUGUUUGGACGCAAGCGAUACGUCGAGUAAUGUUGUAGAAGUAACUGAUGCUGUACCAAAAGUGGAGGAUAUUGUUGGAAGAGAGCAUGGUCCGCAAGAUCAAUUCAUCCCGAAAGAUAACAUGGAAAUAUUGCCAAGCAAUCAACCUGUAACCAUUGAGGAACAUAUUUUAAUUCAAUCUGUACCAGAUGAAGAGGAAAUUUUAAUUCAGAUGAGAGAAGAGUCAUUCAAACCGGAGACGUCUUUAAAUAUUGAGGAUUAUACUGAAAUAUUGGUGGAAGAGAAUACUCCAAGUCAAAAUACAGAAGAGUCAUUCAAACAGGAUGAUACUACAAUUAAUCUAGAAAGCACUCACAUGUUCACAAACGUUGCAGAUUCUGUCGAAGUUGUUGAAAACAAGGAAGGUGAACAAAAUCUCACAGACAACGAGACGUCAUUUACAGAAACCAAAAUAACAAGCGCUGCAUUAGAGGAAUCCAUUGGACAAGAAAACAUGGACGAAGUCGUUCCUAAGACCGAAGCAGAAGCUGUUACAAAACCAGAUGCAUGCUUAGAUGCUAGUGAUACAUUAAGUAAUGAUGAAAAGGAAUCAGAUGCUGAACCAAAAAUGGAGGAUUACAUCAGAGAUGAGCAUGAUUCACAAGAUCGAUGCAUCCCGAACGAUAACAUCGAAGCAUUGCAAAGCGAUCAACCGGUAUCCAUUGAGGAACAUACUUUAAUUCAAUCCGUACCAGAUGAAGAGGAAAUUUUAGUUCAGAUGAGAGGAGAGUCAUUCGAACAUGAGAGGUCUUCAAAUAUUCAGGAUGAUACUUUUGUAUUGAUAGAGGCUCGUGAAAAAUCUUCUAGCGAAAACCCUUCUGACGACGAAGCGAAACAACGUUACUUAGCUAAAAAAGCUCAAAGAAAAGAUAAACAAUUGUUGAAAGAAGGUCGUGAUACAAACUUUGAUAUAAGCGAAGCAAUAAAUUCACCAGAAGUUGCAAAGAAUGUUUCAAAUAUUGUGGCACACAGUAGCUCAAUUGAUGUAUGGAAAUCAGGACCAUUAUAUUCCGAAGUAGUAGCAGGAAAUUUAGGUCAAAAACGUGAUGAGCAUAAUCUUAUAGAAGAAAGUGAAUACAUGCUUAGAGGAAAUGCCUCUCCCCAAAUAGAUCCUAUGGAACCUCAACGGACACAUACUAAUGUUCGUGAAAUCACGGAAAGCAGUAUUAAAGUACCGCUAAACAUAGAUCUGAAUCAAAAAGUAAAUCAAGGCAUUCAAAUUACAGAAUCAAAUCAAACUGUAAAUGAUGUCAAAAAUUUGCAGACUGAUAACAAUGACCUACAGAUAUUACCUAUACAAAUCGAAAGUACUACAACUAAACCAGAAGAAAUAGAGACAUCAUCUCAAGGAAUAGUCAUCGUAGGCUCUAAAUCAAUAACAGAAACAAACAAUGAACCACAUCAUGAGCAGCCAGCAUGUCAACCCCAACAGAUAUCAGCUGCAAGUAAUGAAAACGUUACAAGUCAUUUUAGUAUUGAAACAUGCUCGGUUGAAAAUUACACGGUAGUAACCGAAAUAACAUACACAUCGUCAGUAAUCGAUGUGCAAGAGCCUGAAAUCAAUACUGAAACAACAACAAUAACAUCAAUAUCGAUACAGGGUGAUAAAGUUAAAGAGUUGGAACAAUUGACUCCAAGCUCUUCAACUGCAAAUCUAUCGGCUCUCACAGGGGAAGAAUUUACCGAUUAUUCUUCAAAGCCGACCGAAGAAGGCACUCGCACUCAUGUUAAGCUUUCAAUGACUCAGGACAAUUUGUUGGACGAUACACUUAUUAAUGACAGACCAGAACAUUUGUCCCGUGCAGAAGAGGAUGAACCAUUUUCAGAUCCUGAAUUAACACUUGAGUCCCAACAACUUGGAAAACCUAUUUGGGAAGAUAAACAUACCCAUGAUGAUGCUGAAAUAGAAUACCUAAAGUCGUUGCAAGCUGUUCAAAGUCACGAAAAACCUGAAGAAGACAGUCCCACGCUCGCAAAUCCCACAACUAACCUACAACUACAUACAGUCGCAGUAGACGACGCAGAAUCAAUUCAGCUAGCGCAGGCAACUAACGAAACACUAAUAAAUGUGCCCCAUCCGCCUUUGCAACAAAACCUUCACGUUACCAUCAAAAGCUCCGAUCCUUCAAUUUCUCCCACACUUCCGAUCAACCAAAAUACGCUAGGUUCAACGUGCAACGUAAAUCUAAGUAGUUCUAAAGAAAAUGUGGCUGAUUGCACAAUAAGUAAACAGACACUUACCGAAAGUGUGGAAAAUAUUUUGGAAUCGCUGCUCGGUGAGGAAUUAAAGAUGAAUAAUCUCCCGUAUGAUAACAUAAACGAUUUAAUCAAGGGACUACAGGUGCUAAUCGAAAAGCUGGCUGAUUACAAGCAGCAAAACUAUGCUAUAUCAAUGAGCCUCCCACCGAAUGCUGACGAAAAGGUUAGAGAAUCUGUUCGGAUGAUUGAUGAUCGAAUAGAUUUUCUACGUCAACGAGCACAUCAUGGAUUAGAAAAGAUACAGCAAUCACUUAAACUAAGAGAGCAACGCAAAUCAGAAAUACGUGCCUAUUCCAACCUGUUAGAAGAAAUUGACCAUUGGGUGUCUACGACGUCAAUUCAACUUACUGAUAUUGACGAAAGUGCAUCGAAAAAUAGCCUCGAAGAAGUUCUGCAACAAAAUCAGAAGCUAUUGGCUGAACUGCGCGAAAAGGAGCAUCAGUCGAAGACCAUUUACGAGUCAACAGAAAAUUACCUUAUGUACGCAGACAUAUGUGAUAAAUCAAAUGCUCUGAGAGAACAGUUCGCAAUUCUCAUCAGAACAAUUCGUGAAAAAGCUUUAAUUCUUGAAGAUAACAUACAGCGCAUCAAGCAACUAACAGAACCUAUCGCUAUGUUAAAGGUAGAUAGUGAAAUGCAAACUAGUCCACUAGUUUCAAUGGAUCCUAUGGACAGCGUUACAACUCAACUUCAAGAAGCGUCAUCACAAACUCACAUUGAAAGGUCCACAGACAACUUGAUCAUUAUCCAGUCCAUAUCAGAAGGCCACGAAACUGUUCAUAUAUCAAAUGCUCGUAAUGCUCCUUCCAUUAUUCCAGAAGAAGAAGAAGAAGAUAUAAUAGUGGAAGCUAAAUAUACGCAAUCCAAAUCUGGUGAAUCUAACAAAUCAUCGGAGCUAUUGCUGAGAAAUAUACCUACUUCUACAUUUGAAACAACUUUCGUAGAACCAGACGACAGUUCCAUGGAAAUUAUAGUUGGUAAAGAUGGAUCGAAGAAAAUCACUCUAAAAAAAGUUGUUCAGCCGGUCCAAUCCAUUGAACCAUCCGAUAUGACUGAAGCAUUGAUUACUGCAACACUUGCACCAGAUGCACAAGCACACAUUUUGACAGACACUGAAACAAGAGAUGAUUUAACCUUCAUGGACAAGACAAUGGAACCUCAAAAGGUAGUUGAAAGUAUAUUGGAUGAUAUCCAGAAUGAACUAGUCAGUGUCAUGGAACAACAUGAUGUAGAACCUUUGGGAAGACAAACUCAAGAUGCUCAGGUAUUAGAAUCGGUUGCACAAAAUGUAGAUUUGAUUGCUUCUGAAGUUGAUUCACCAACUAGUACUAUACAAAGCACGCCGCUUAUCAAAGAGUCUAAAACUAAUCUUAUAGAACCUCAAUGUUCCUCUACAGCAGCAUUGACCGAUGAUACUCUAAUAGGAAUAACUGAUGUGUGGCCUCCAUUAGAAGAUACAGGUAAAGUACCCUUAACUAGAACCCAUGCAUUGCCAUCUAAGGUAGCAGCUCCUCUACAAGAAACAUAUGAAAACCCAGAAGAAAUAUGGCCAACCAAUAUGAACACCGGAUCGGAAUACGCCAUAAAACCAAUAAUUGAAGAUGUUCAUUCAGUAGAAUAUCCUUUAUCUGAAAGAGAACAAAUGGUCGAAGAAUCAACAGAUGUCAACAAGGGCGAUAUUACCUACCGCGACAUUCCACAACCUGCAACUGUGUUGCUUAUUGAAACAAACGUGAAUUCAAGUAAAAAAGACGAAAAUAGUCUUGUUAAAACUAGCGAUGCCACAAUGGCUUCAGAUAUUCCUAUUGAAGUUACCAUAUUAUCAGAACAAAUCCCUCCAGAACCUCCAAAAAGUGAUAAUGAUCAACCCCGGGAAGAUCGGUUUGAUGACCAACUAAGCGCCUACCUACAAAAACAAGAUGUUGUCCCAGAUUCCACAGCAGAGGACCGAAGAAAGGAUAUUGAAACUGAGCCUUUAUUGAUAAAGCCCGAAGAAGCGGCCACUGAGAAGAAACUUGAAGUACAGAUUUUGUCUACAAAAGAAGACCAGGGAGCUGUCAAACUGAGUAUGAAUCUCGACCCUGCUGAUGCUGCUAAAAACAUUAAAGUAAGUUUUGUUGAGCUUGAAUCAAAACCGAAAGGAGAUGAUGCUAUCAAAGAAGCUCAACAGAUAGAAAUAGACAUCCUUCCAGUAUCUGAAGAGCUUUUCCUAGCCGAGAAAGUUCCAGGUCUUAGUGAUGUAGAUUUUGAUAAAGGUUACGAAGCGGAUAAAACUACUAUUGAAGGAGAAUCGGAAAAUGAUGACCUUUCCAAAAAGAAGAAGCGGAAGAAGAAGAAGUCAAAACAACAGGACUCAGAUCCACGGGUAGCAAAAUCCACCGAAGGAAUGGCUGCUGUAGAACUUCAACAGGAUAUUCCAAUAUUAGAAACAUGUGAAAGCAUAGAAGAGGAUCAGGACUUUGAAACUAACCCGAUUCAUGUGAUUGAAGAAAGUGUAUUAGGUCCAGAUGAGCAGUUAACGUUAUCAAUACAACAGCAGAUUGUCGUUCCAACAGAAAUUCUGGAAGCUGUAUAUGUAGAAGAUGCUCACCAACAAACAACGCCUGUUCCAAAAGAUUUCCUUGAAGACGAAGCUGACCGUGAAAUAGCACGAAUCACCUCGGAGAUUCUGCUGGUUCCACUAAACUUUGAACAAAAAUCGAUGCAAACAUCUCCUGAACAAGAGGUAGUUAAAAAAUCUCAGCAAACUUCACCCAUCGUAACGCAGUCUGUAGUUUACGAGUUCAAAGAAGUUCAGACUACUGUUGAUUUAUUAGAAAAUGAAACACAAACGGUAGAUAUCGUAAGCAAACAUCGCGAAGAAAAGGAUAUUCAAACAGAUUCGUUCGAAACACAAGCAACGGAAGAAAGUCAACCUAAGGUGGAUGUUUCCGAUUCUGCAAAUCAAACAGUAGUUGUAACCACAGCUGAAUCCGAGAUGCAAACAGUUGAUGAUGUAAAACAAUUAGUUGAACCGAUAGUUGUCAAAAUCAUCGACAAGGCAAUAGGAGAAGGAAUUGAUUUGAAACUGAGACAAGAACAGACUCAAACAAGUCCAGUUGAGUUUGCUCAAUCGAAUAUCACUGUCUCACUAGCUUCACCCGAUACUCACAGUGAAGCCGUUCAAACUCUUGCAACCGAUGUAACAGACGCGCAAACUGCAACUGAAGGAAAUAAUGAAGACAGAGGAUCAUCCCCAGUUGUACAAUAUGCUCCAACAGAAGUCGAAACACAAACUAGCCCAAUUCACAUAUCUAAUGUUUCACUUGAAUGUACCGUCACACAGGAAAGUCAACCAAAGCCCGAUCAACAAUCUGCUCCAGAAGUUCACAGUGCUAAUACACAAACAAGUCAAGUUGAGACAACAGAAGCGCAUGCUCAAACAAUACCUGCGGUAGAUAAAGCGGAAACAGUUGUAGAAAGUACGCAAACGGUUGCCAUUGAACAAUCAUCCGCACCAGAUCAAAGGGAAAAGAAGAAGAAAUCAAAGAAAGGAAAGAAAACCAAAACUAUUCCCAUUGAGUUGGAAGUGCAAACAGAACUGCAUAUUCCGGAUAGUGCUGGUGUGAUUGAACCAAUAACAUUAACAAGGACGGUCAUGGAAGAAAGAAGCAUCGAUGCACAUAAUUCUCUUAAUGUUCAAAUUCAACUAGAACUUGAGCAUCCAAAGCAAACGACAACAUAUAGUGCCAUCAAAACGGAAAUUCCUGGAGAUAAAUCGUGGAGUAUCAGCUUAACCGACUACUUCUCAAUAAUCAGAGCACACAAAAGUUUUGCUGAGAAUAAGGUAGUACCGUGGAAUGAGAUGGCUGUUAUGCUUCCGAAAAUAUAUUCUAUAACAACAACCAGCGAAUCCGUUCAAGGUCCUGGAUUUUCUUACAAAUCCUUAAUCACCGAUGAUUUCCCACUUGACCUCGAUAGCUCAAUUUCUCUUUUAGAAGGAAAUCGUCAUAAUACAGAAUUGCAGCAGCAAAUUCUUUUCGACGUGCUCGAAACAACAAGCAAACAAGUGGAAGAUAUUGCUGUAGGAUUACACCACCUACCACAACUUAAUGAAACAGAUCGCGUUGGGCUAUGUAAUGUGUAUAAAAUAAGGUUGCAAUACAUGUCAGACACAAUCCCACGCUUUGUCAAUUACGCGAUAGAAAAUAAUAUUACUCCCAAGCAAGAUAUUACUGCGUGUUUAGAACAAACAAGAAACAGCAUCGAGGAGUUGGAGACAACCAUCGCAUCAAAAGAAGAAGAAACACGCAUCAAUGAUAACAUAAGACACCAGUUUUCAGGCACGCUUUUACAGAUCAAUAGCCAAUUACAAGAAAUCGACGAAAAACUCAAUUCCAUUAUCCCCGACCUUUCACUUUCCGUACACGACAAGCUGGCUAGUCUAGAUAAUGUUGAAGAUCGCAUUAUAGAGUGCUUGAGAAAUAUAUCAUUGAUAUUUGAACAAGUUAGCAAUCUCAAGGAUAACGCCAAUGAAAUGUAUUUGGAAGAUGAUCUACUAAGGGCUGAUCAGAUUGCAAGGAAAAUUCAACAGACGGUCAUCAUAGAGAGAAAUAAACUACAUCAACUAAAUGGAUUAGCUGAAGAAUACGAACAAACACUUCUGGAGUUCGAAGACAUCGCAUCUGCCGCUGCAGAUUUCAUAGAUAACGAAAUUUCUACCAACAGCUUGCAAGAGCUUCAAGAGGAAAUGCAACGGUAUCGUAAAUUCUUCGUCAACCUCAGCCAUUGCAAGAUGAUUCUAGAAUCGCUGGAAUCUAACUUGGAUCCAAUAACUCGUAUGAAGCAUGCCAAACUACAUUCAGCAUUGUACAACAAAACAAGCAACAUUUUGGAGCGAGCAGUAGACAGAGCCGCCCGAUUAGCGCAAGCAGCUUCCAAAUGGACAGUCCUUGAGAAAGACAUGCGUGAUGAGGCUCAAUGGCUACAAGUUGCUCAACAACGCAUUCCGGAUCUACGAAAUGUGUCAUCCGAAGAUUUUGAACAAUAUAUUAAAUUAUAUGAGUCGUUGAACCAAGAUAUUUUCUGCCAUCAUACGAAAAUGAUGCAACACAACGAAAUUGCUAAGAAAAUGCAAGAACUCAUAUGUGCUCCAGUAUUGGAAAAGGACAGUAGUGAAGCUUUGACAGUGGUUAUGCAAUUGAAAGAAGAGGUAUCACUUUAUCUCAACAAACUGCGAAAAUUCAAAAACCACUGGAAUAGAUAUAAUAUCUGUGCCGAUAAGCUGCACGAAUGGAUUUGUGAAGCCUAUAAAAAUUUGGGCUCAAUCACCAUUCCGGAAAAUCUUGCUGAAACUCCAGUUGAGGAUAUGCGCAAAUUUUGGGAAGUCAAAGCUCAAUACGAAGUCAUGAACAAUAAAGUAUACGGAAAAGCUUGUGAUUCGCUGGAUCAUGCUUUAGCCACCAUCAACAUAUCUGAUGAAGAGCUGCAUCGUCAACUGCAUGGACAAAUGUUAGAAAACUGGCUUGCUGUCUCUACAAAGAUAUCUAACAUUCAGAAGCAAGUUUACGAAUCCAUCAAAACUAAUUCUACGUCCCCCAAUGAUAAAAUAACGUUCAUUGAGCAAGAGCUGUAUGAUAUCAACAUAAUUUUCAACAGCAUAAAAGGAGUUCUCAAGUCCCCAGAAGACCUAUACUUGUAUUUGGAAAAAAUGCAAAUGUUGAAGACACGCAUUCAUUUGAUUGAUAAUGAGCUAGGGCAGAUUGCAUUGGCAUCAGAAUUUGACGUGGAAAAAAUCACUGAAAUAUUCGAGAUCUCUCGAAAUCUGUCUCACCAAAUCGAUGAGGAACAUGAAGCUGCUGAAACUUUCUAUAAACGCCUGGAAAACAUAGAAAAUGGUAUCAAAGAGCAAGAAAAACGUUUCAUUGAUAUCACUAGGAUAUUAGAUGAAUGUGCAACAAAAGUCAAUGGAAGAAGACCAGAUGUUGGAAAAUCACUGGAAGAUUGUAAACUAUGUCAAUCUGAUCUAAGUGAUUGUUGGAACGAGAUGAUGAAACUAAGACAAAUGCUUCACACUUUGCCGAUGAAUUUGAAGGUGACUGUGUCACCACAGCAAACAGAGAGAGAUUUAUCCAUACUGCAAAACAUUCAUAGUGACCUUGAACGGAAAUGUGAGAAUAACAUGACUCUCUUGAGGAAUCGUCUGUCCCUAUGGAAUAAAUUCCAUUGCCAGAUGGAAAUUAUCCAAAAUCAUACUCAAGAAACAGAAUUCAUGAUGGAAUUGCUGCAACUGCAAGAAACUGCUGACUAUCAGCGCUUGUUGAAAGCUACUGAACGGCUUGAUGCCCUGCUCAUUGAGAUUGAAAACAGAAAACAUACAAUUGAUGACUUGCAAGAUAUUGCUCAACCAUUAAUUGAAACGUCGGAAGCUAGUGUUUCGUUGGAAAUUCAGGAAACAGUCCAGAAAAUUUCUGUUGUAUGGCAGAGCACCCGAGAAAGCUUGCAAGAUCUAUGUCAUCGAUAUGAAAAGGCAGUUAAGCUUUGGGAACUGUACAAUGGAAUCAGUGAAAGUGUAAGAGAUUGUGUUUCCAGUGAGUUUUCGGAUUUCAACGCGCUGAAAAAUAUCGAUAAUUUGCAACAGCUGGCAAGCUAUCAAGAUUUGGUAGCCGGGAAGAGGAAAGACUUGGAUAAGCUGAAACAAUUCAUUGAUGACAUAAAUGGACAAGUUGGUUUCAAUGUAGGUAACACUAUGUUGUCCGAGAUUGAGGAGUUUGCGAAAAAGUUGGAAGAUAUUGAAGAAGGUAUUGUAUCGCAAUUGAACGAUGCAACCUUACGUAAAUCGGAGAAAACGCUAAAACAAACAACGUACCAAACUUCAAAUAAAAUAGUCGAACAGCUACAACAGAGCAUUCAAAGUCAACUCCCAGAUUCCGAGCUUGGCGAUCAAAUUGUGAAUCUUCAGAAAUAUUUGAUAAGUCUUAGCGCUACAGAAUCUCGUUUGAAGAAAAUUGCACUUGAUAAAGCAAGCACCGGUGCCGUCACUAAUACGCAAAUGGAUUUCAAAAAUUUGCAUUCUUUGUCAUAUUCUUUACUGCAAGAUACGUUCCAACAACACCAAGAUGUGCUUCAACGAAUAGUACUGCAAACUGAUGAUGCCUGCUUACUACAAUAUUGGCAAAAUUAUCUACAACAGGUCGAAAUAUUCCUAGCCGAAGAAGUACCCUGUGAAGAAACGAAGCUACAACAAUAUCGAGAUCAAUAUACUCUAAUGAGGUAUCUAGUUCGACAGUGGAAAAUCACAAUUAUGAAAAAGUCUCAAAUCGAAACCAGUCUAGAAGACACCUACAAUGUCUUAAAUCACCAACACAAAAACUGCAUUGAGAAAAUCGAUGAGAAGAUUUUUGAAAUUGAAGAAAAAUUGCAACAUUGGCAAAAAUACAAUUCAGCGAAAAAUGCAUUGCAAGAUGCAGUCACGAGCAUUGAGGCUGAGAAACAUACUCUUCAAUUGGAGUACAUCAACUUAAAAGAGUUGUCAAAAUUGAUUUCCAAAGUAGACCGAUUGCAAAAACGUUUCCCUGAACUUGAAACGGAUCUCUCCAAUAUGAACCAAGAGAUGACGCAACUAAUAUCGUAUCCCGUUGACGAUCAUACCAGUAUAGCUAUAAAAAAUGAUCACGGUAGGAUAACACAGCAAAUCUCGAAGCUAAAAGAUAAUGUUACAACAUGGAGAAAAUUCCUAACAGGUGUACUGGAGUUGUACAACAACUUUGACUCUCAGUGCAACCAGAUUCAAUUUAACCUAAACGAGCUGGGGCAAUGCUUGGAAAGCUUCAACUGUGACAAUCCAGAGACAUCUCAACAUCAUUUAAAUAUGCUAAAGAAUGAACAGCUACGAUUGGAAUGUAUCAAAGAGGAAUUGCUAAAAAUAAAUGUUGCCAAAGAAGAGCUGCAAUAUUGUAUUAGCACAUUUGACGCAAAACUCAACAACAAACGUAUAUACGCUCUAUGGCAGCUUUUUGAAAAACUUGAGCAAACUAUUUCAGUCCUAGUAAAACAAAUGCAAGAUAGAAUACAAAACCGGAAGUUGUUCCAAAAACAAUAUAAUUUGCUGAUGGAAUGGAUCAUGGAGUUCGAAAAACGAAUGAACGAUUCCAACAAAUAUCAAAUGUGCGAAGAGGACACAACUUUCAUCAAGUCUGUGGAAGAUAUGCUUUUGCAAGAAGUAUCUUGCAAAGAAUCAGAAAUAGCCUGGAUUAACGUGAUUGGAAAUGAUUUGGCCGAAAACUUACCAGCUGGUGAAGAACGUACGGAAGUGAUAUCCAAGUUGAAGCACUUGAAUGAUACUUGGGCCAAACUUUUGCGCCAAUGCCAAGACCGCACUCAGAAGAUAUCUGAAGUUAACGCGACAACUAUAUCGUUGCAGCAGCGGAUAAAUGACGCUAGAGCAUGGAUGACAAAAAUCGAGUGUAAACUGAAACAACCAUUCAUAUUUGAGAACGUUGAGAAAAAUUGUUUGGAUAGGCUUCUAGAUGAUUAUGAAAAAUUACAGCGAUCGAUUGAAGGGAACAGUGUAAACAUAGCAGAGAUUCUCAAUUUGUGCGAAAUGCUGUUCACAGACGUUGAGUCUUGGAAUGUACAUAUUGACCGUAAACUUAUCAACCAUGAAGUGAAGCAUUUAGAAAUGAGAUGGAAGAAUAUCUGCAUGAAUACUAGCAGAAGAAAGCAGGACAUGUUGUCAAUCUGGAGCAUGUUAGUAGAAAUACAACAAAUAGUCGAGUCACAUCACGAUUGGCUUAUUCAGACCAACAAAUACUUGGAAGAAUUCGAUGAUCAGCGAGAAGUGCUGGAUGACGUAUCCCUUUGCAAUACAUUGCAAGAGCUUACUACUAAACAUACUGAUAUGAUUGCACAAGAGCCGAUUCAACACAUCCUUAGAAGAUUGUAUAUUUCAAUUAAUAAACACGAUCGUAUUGAACGGGCCAACAUGCACAAUAUCACAGUGACAGCAAAGCAAAUGCUAUUAAUUUGGGAAAAGCUCAUAUGGAAAUUCAAAGUCAUCAGAUCACGUACCGAAGAACUGAGAAACCUUUACUUGACAUUUAAUAGUGAAUACGAAAACAUCAUUGUGGCUUUAACGCAAAUUGAUGUUCAAGUCACCAACAUUAAACACCUACAAGAGACUACAACUGAAGAGACACCGGAAACCAAAUUGAAGCACCUACGUGAAUUGCACAAUGAACUACGAUUUGUCAUCAAUCUUUUUGACAUGCAAGAUGAAGUUGGCAGUUCACUGGUACGAUCAUUACCCGUGAACAGUACAAUGUCACUGAAAGUACAACAACAAAUAUUAGAAUAUCAUCAACUUGCCAACAGCAUAAAGGACUCUUUGGAUGCUUUGGUAAAUCAAACUAACGAAGAAUCAGGAAAGCAUAAAGUUCAACAACAUUUCAAAACUGACGCUGGAAAAGAUUACGCUGAGCGAGAUUACGCUGUACAAGUAGACACGCUGCCUGCUUUAUCCAUUACUGCUAAAGAUGCGUACCAGUAUCAAUUGAAAACAGCUCUUACGGAAACAGAAUCAAACCUAGCAGCACUAAAUACCUCGAUUGCAGAAAUAAAUGCUAGUAAUUUCAUGAAAUCUACACAAACAGUAUCAAGAGCAUCGUCAGCCUGUGAGUCCUCCAUCGAAUUGAUCAAGCAUCUUAACAUGAUUUUAAUAUCGGAAUGCCACUGUGAUGAUGAAGAUGCAAUGAGUAAUUUAGUAAAAGACGAAUGUGAUAAAUAUACAUUAUAUCAAUCAGAAUGGCACACAAAACAGCAAAAAUUGGAAGAAAUGAGGUCGUUUCCUAUAUCUUAUAACUUCAUAUGUAUGCACAACGAAGAUUACUUAACAUGCCCUCUAUGCACAAAUCGAAAUUGGCAACAAAUCGAUAACGAUCUUUGGCGGCUCGAACAGUGGCUAUCAAUGGCUGAAACAACUCAAAAGUCACAGCAUACACAGCCACCAAACGAUAUUGAUACUCUGGAAGAUUUCAUUCAAGAUCACCGCGAGUUUUUGCUGGAUUUGGAUAGUCAUAAAAGCAUAAUAAAGUCGUUGAAUAUAGUUGGAGAGCACCUAGCCACCCACACACUAGACACUGAAAAGGCCAUCAAAUUGAGAGAACGCCUGCAAAGUAAUAACCAACGAUGGGAUAAGGUGUGCAAUCAAGCAUCACAUUGGCAAGCACAGCUCCAUAGAUCUUUGAUGGAAAACAAAGAAUUUCACCGAACAGUCACUGAGCUAUGCAUCUGGUUAGAGCAAACAGAGAACAAGAUCAAAUCAUCAGAGCCUAUCGACUUAACUACCGAUAAGAAAAUAAUUGAAAGGAAAUACAAGAUUUUCAAGGAACUCAGGAAUGAUUUAGUGCGAUGCGAACCACGUGUAGUGAGUUUACAAGAAACAACAUCACAGUUAACAAAAUAUUUGGAUGAACAUAAAUCGCAAAAGUUUGAUGAAAUAUAUGCCAAGUUGACCGAUCUGAGGCUACGAUUCCACUCGAUACGAAGGUUGGUAGAGAUGUACACAAUAAAAAUUGCAGCAGCAAUAGAUAUCGACCGACCGCUCGACACGAAUGCUUCGUCAUCAGCAACCAGCUCAGAAAAGAAUCGAGAGGGUAGCGGAUCGUUCUCACACGUAGCAACAUAUGAAGCAAAUACUCAAGGCGAGAGCGAAGAGGAUCACAUAAAUACGACAGUAUUGACCAGAAGUUAUCGAUUUUUGGGCCGGGUGCUACGAGCGUCCCUUCCUAUUCAGGCAAUGCUAUUGCUUCUACUAGGUGUUGCUACUCUCAUGCCCCAUGGUGAAGAUUACUCAUGCUCGCUGACUAAUAACUUUGCGAGAAGCCUUGAACCAAUGCUUCGUUACCCGAAUGGUCCACCACCAAUCUGAGCUAAUGAAGAUCAACGAGCGCAGCAGACUCAUACCAAUGUGCAA
Messenger RNA from Ochlerotatus camptorhynchus, 28989 nucleotides. RefSeq lists its product as uncharacterized. Gene Ontology annotation, molecular function: actin filament binding. Bases 787 to 28944 code for a protein of 9385 amino acids. The record is from RefSeq and is a predicted model, not a curated record. Lineage: Eukaryota; Metazoa; Arthropoda; Insecta; Diptera; Culicidae. Gene Ontology annotation, cellular component: cytoplasm; nuclear outer membrane; meiotic nuclear membrane microtubule tethering complex. The transcript is spliced from 17 exons. Gene Ontology annotation, biological process: nuclear migration.